Molecule: messenger RNA, 2485 nt
Organism: Haliotis rubra (blacklip abalone)
Lineage: Eukaryota; Metazoa; Mollusca; Gastropoda; Lepetellida; Haliotidae
Product: leucine-rich repeat-containing protein 74A-like
Molecular function (GO): protein binding
Source: RefSeq, a predicted model, not a curated record
UGGGGGUGAUGAUGAAGCUGAUGAAAGGGAACUUAAGAUACUCUCCACCAUCCCUGAUAUUCGGAAAGAGGCAGGUAUCUUCAUCAGCCCAGACGGACAUAGGAAAAGCGCAAAAAUUCGUAAAAAGAGUUCACGGGUACAUGUAAGGAGCCCGGAUUUAACUCCGAACCCGGAUGAAAUGACAAAUGUUCAAACUGAAUUUCCGCAUAUAGAAGGGAAAAAUGUGACAAAGAGACCGAAUGUGGGCGUGGCAUCUGAUUCCGAUGUGGGUUUCGAUGGGAUGGGUGAUCCCAAAAAAGGAAAGGUUGUUGAUGAAGAGGAACCGUCUGAUGACGUGUACAUAUCGGUGCCAUCGACAGCAGGACACACCUCAGUUAACGAGGACGACGGAUACGACACUGAUCUCGGGGACAAGGACGAGUUCCGCCACAAGGAGCUGGAACAACAGCUGAUUACUUGCCGAGAGAACACAGACAUAGGUCACCUGUCUUACGAGGAAGCAUGUAAGACCCACGGAGCCACGCCCCUCAGGAGGGUUAUUACACAGCUGUGGAUAACGAAAAUGCAGCUGCAGCACGUGGGACUCAAUGUCAAGCAGGUCAAGGCCAUAUGUGCGGGACUCUUGGAAAACACAAAGGUUGAGGACCUUGACCUUGAAGGUAAUGGCAUUGACGGCACGGGCACAGCACUCAUCUCGGACCUCCUGAAGAGGAACACGUUCAUCUCCCGAGUGAGUUUAAAGGCCAAUACACUGGAGAACAAGGGUGCAAUAGCCCUCUCCGAUCUGCUGCAGUUAACCACGACCAUCACACAGCUCAACCUGCACAGUUGCCAGAUAGCUGACCACGAGAUGCUCCACGUGGCAACAGGUAUACAGAACAAUGAGAGUAUUAAAUGGCUCUCCUUGAGUCAUAACAAGAUUGGCAUCCUUGGAGGUGUUCAGCUUGGAAGAGCGAUGGGUGCCAACAACUACCUGGAGUAUGUUGACGUCAGUUGGAACCAGAUCAGAGCUAGCGGCGCCGUGUCCGUCUGUAAGAGUCUGCAGAAAAAUCACACUAUACGAAAACUGGACGUGUCGUGGAAUGGUUUCGGAUUUGAAGGCAGUCUGGCGAUAGGGGAAUCCCUGAAGAUGAACAGAACCCUGAAGGUGCUGGAUAUGGCCAAUAACAGGAUCAACUGGGACUGUGUGCCGUACAUCGGGAGGGGGAUCAGGGCAAACAGGUGCCUGGAAGUGUUGGACCUUGGCCAUAACCCAUUGUCGAUGGAGGGGUGUGACGAGCUCCUAGAUGCAAUAGCGAAACCUACUUGUUGUCUUAGACACCUAGGAUUAGAGAACAUACCGAUCAACUCCAAGGUUGCCUUCAGUGCAACGGAGAUCUCCCGUACCCGGAAGUUCACUCUCCAUCACGGCGGCAUCCUCAGCACUCACGACAUCAUUGGCAUUCAGAGAGACCUGAAGGAAGUGAAGCGCCAAGACCCCAUGUCGCUGCUUACAAGAUAUUUAGGCACGAUUGGGAUCCGAGUCGUCGAUCUGUUUCGAAUGUUCGAUACGGAAAAUAGGUUUUACGUGUCCAAAGAAAAGUUUAUCCGAGGGCUUAAGCGUGUACGAGCGCCCUUAGACGAAGACGAAAUGCUGGAGGUUGUGAAGAGGAUCGGGAUGAGCAAGGGAGGGCAGAUAAACUACCAGUUACUCGCUGCAGGUGUAAGGAAGCACAUUCGUGACGAACGCAAGGAAGACAUGCGACAGGAAGCGUUGGAACGGAAACGCCGUGAGGAGCGACGGCGGAUCUUACAGUCAGAUGCCAUCAUUUCCGCGCCCGAGUCCAACUACUACUUUCCUUCAAUGUACAACAUCUAUGGCACGAGGUUCAUUGGACGCCCCUCGGAAGGCACACCUCUAGCUUCCAGUCUCAGUAGACAGAACUCCUUCGCCAACUUUACAACACCCGGAAGCUUCUUGCCAAAACUCUACUCGGAAAGUCCUCGAAGUCUGAUCGCUGUGAGUGAGAGUGAAUCCCUCCGUCACACACCUGCAGAUGCUAUGAAGAAGAAAAAGAAGAGGACGCGGUCAAAGUCUGUGACAAGUCAGAAAUCAACAAAGUCAGAAGCCAGUGGCAGUAGUGGGGGCGGAUACCUGCCACCAUUGUCCAGUCUCAAUCUCAGACACGACAGUCCCUGAAUGGACAGUCUUCCCAGGGAGUUAAUUGUCUAUUAAAGUCCGGUUUCCAUCCUUGGCUAACUGAGUUGGAAUUUCAGAGUUACGUGGUUUUCGCAGGGCUAACGACACUGUGCAUAGUCCAAUUCUCGUGACAAAGUAAUGAGCUUGGAUUUUUAUCAAUUUGUGACUCUGUUAGGAUGUGUGAGAAAGACACAAGUAUGAAUACCACAGAGGCUUUGGUGUUUAGCUUUGUACAAAAUAUCGAUACCUGUCUGUGACCAGCAUUAAAACACUGAAUUUGUUUCAAAGGAGAUAUUCUCAAAUGCA